Pomacea canaliculata is the source of this 2941-nucleotide messenger RNA. RefSeq lists its product as uncharacterized. Lineage: Eukaryota; Metazoa; Mollusca; Gastropoda; Architaenioglossa; Ampullariidae. Bases 1524 to 2648 code for a protein of 374 amino acids. The record is from RefSeq and is a predicted model, not a curated record. The transcript has 2 exons.
ACGCCUCAAGGCAGGCAAAGCAACCGUCCGACACCCGAGACAGAAGCUUUCGAUCAUCCAACGACGGUGUGACCUCCGUGAACCACACCAACGGUCAUGAAAAUAGCACGUUAGACAGAUCGUACCACAAAGUUACAAGUCUGAAAAUUACCCACAAUGCACUUGAUGAAAGCCUCCAGCCAUUUAAGACUGCGGUGACCGAGCAAUACUUUGACAUCUACCAGGAGAUUCUGGCAAGCUUCUCGGAAGCCAUGACCAACGCGUCCUUGAUCUUCUUUCUCUAUAGCGGAAGUCUGAUGGGCUCGUGGCGCCACCACAGUAUUGUUCCCUGGGAUGAUGAUGUGGACGUGGCAAUUUGGGACCAGGAGAAAGAGUUGGUGCUACAAGCUCUGAAUCGCCUCCAUCCCAACUUUUCUCUUGAUGUCUCCACUCAUUCGCGCUGGAAGUUCUACUCUGCUCGAUCGACCGCCAUCGACAGGGUAUCUUGGAAAUGGCCGUUUCUAGACAUCAGUUUCUAUCAAGAGAACAGCACCCAUGUGUGGGAUUGUGACCCAUCAUACAAGUCUUUUAUCUUUCCGAGGGAUGAUAUAUUUCCGUUGUACGACCGACCUUUCAUGGACAUGAUGCUGCCAGCGCCGAGAAACACUAAGACCGUGUUGGGUCUCACCUACAUCCUGAAGGACUGCACCACAGGCUGGUACGACCACCGCCAUGAGGUCGCCAAAGUGGAAAAGCAAGUGGCUGUACCUUGUGAGGACUUGCACCACGUCUUCCCCUUUGUCAACCGUCAGGCUCUGGGAGGCGGUCAGAAUGGUUGUAACGAGAGCCUUACCCUAAAUGGAACUGUACUGUCUUGGGUCGUGCUGGACUCUUCGCAAUGUUGAGUAAGACUUCUGACAGUUAUGUACACUACCUCAGUAAGCUGGAAAUUAGAAUACAUCCUCUAGAAAAUUGCUCUCGAAAUAUUCACGACCAAGUGAAUUCGUAGCAACAUCAGCUUCACUAAUUUAUACUGCAGCUGGGAAACUGUGGCAGAAAAGUGAUCGUGUCAAAGCAUAGCAGGCCGAUGUUUAUUAAACGAACUACAACAAACCUUUUCAGUCACUUCAGAACACUAGAAGAGGAAUGUAAAAGAAACGCAAAAUUUCUUAGGUGUCAGUAACUUGAUAUUUAUAUUCAAUAAUAAUAAUGAAUUUUACUAUAACUGGCUUCAAUUUUUAUAAUUUCAGUCCUUAAUAAUUGGUCUGAUUUUAUUUUACAGCAAUAGAGUUUAUUAUUGAAACACUUUCAGUAAAAUGUCUGAAACUAAUAACCUGUGAACUAUGAGAACGACCCACCGCUUGGGACUGUAAAGUUUUAGAAAUCAAUUAAAAAAAGCAACAUUCGUUGGCAAACCUAGACCAGUAGUAAUGAGUGUUACGUGGACAUAAAUCAAGGAAGACACCGACCUGGAGGAUGUGGCUCGGCUGUCACGUGAAUCACGCAGUCACGAGGCUUAAUUCCAGUCCCACCGCCACCUGUCGAUGUUCAUUACCUGUGUGUUCGUCUCGUGGGAAGCAGUGUGCUCGGUGCUUUGCGGGACUUGUGUUUCCAUCUCAUCACAGUGUAACUCAUCAGACCAGGGUCCAGACGUCUGCUCCUGCUCUUAUCUAUCAACUACUGUUUCACUUUCUUUUGAAAGUGAAAACCACGGAUACACAAUGUGUCCUUCUUUUCGAAGUGUGUCACAGUUCAAACCGUUUUUAAUACUUGCGGCUUUGAUCACAGCAGAAACUGUUCUUCUUCUGCACACCAUGUCUCUGUACAGACAAAGCCUUAGAUCACCACCCUACACAGUGACCUCAACAAACCUGACCACUCAGUCUGAUAAUUUGAUUGCAACAGGAUUGUUUCAUACUUUUAUUACUCUCAAAACUCUCAAUGUGAAACUGGAUGAAAACCUCAAGCCACUACAGCCCAAGGUGGCAGAGCAGGAUAUGUUCCUUCUCCAGGAAAUCGUCGCAACUUUCUCAAUAGCAAUGACUAAGGCGUCCUUGACCUUUUUCCUCUACAGUGGAAGUCUGCUGGGGUCGUGGCGCCACCACGGCCUGGUGCCCUGGGAUGAUGACUUGGAUGUUGCUGUCCCGUCAUGGCAGAAGGAUGCCGUGGCUCACGUGUUGAAUGGCCUCAAGCCGCACUUUCUUCUUGAUGUCUCACAAGGAGUCAGAUGGAAGCUCUUCUCCGCUCGGUCUCAUGCUAUCAGUAGGGUCACUUGGAAAUGGCCGUUCCUGGACAUCACAUUCUACGAGGAGAACAGAACGCACAUGUGGGACCAAGACCAACACUUCAGGGACUUCGUCUUUAACAAAGAAGACGUGCUUCCAUUGUCUGAGCGUCCUUUCAUGGACAUGAUGCUGCCUGCCCCGAGAAACACAAAAGCCGUACUGUCCACCACCUACAACCUUAGCGUGUGUGAAUCGGGGUGGUACGACCACAGCAAAGAGAUGAUUAGGAGCGAACUGAAGUCAGUGCCGUGUGAACAGCUGCAGCAAGUCUUUCCGUUUGUCAGGCGCCAGGCUGCAGUAGGCGGCCAUGGAGGUUGUAACGAGAGUCUCGUCUUAAAUGGAAAUGUGUUGGCGUGGGUGGUGCUGAGCGGUGUGCAGUGCUAAGGUGGACUCUCUUGCCAGUUACUUUUGUUAAACCUUGAAUGUUUUUAUUUACAUUAUUAUAACAUGUUCCAGUUUUCUUUGCUCACCUACAUUCACUCAGCUGAAGGUAACAAAGGUGAGGAGCUGGUGUCAUGGUGGUCAGACAGGUAAAUAGUUUAUGAACCUGAUGGUAGCGUACACGAGUGAAAUGACUGGACAGCAGAAACCUACACAUAUUUGUCUUUGCUCGGUAUUUUGUUCUCUCAUUAUCAACAUCCUUUACUCCAUCAAUUAAAAGUCUUGUUUCGAAUCAU